AUGGCGAAUCAAGACAUGCGGCUAGCUGUGGGAAGGCUCCUGAAACAUGUAAUGCAGCAUGGAAUCGAUGUUAGGAUUUUGAAUAACCUCAUCGCUAUCAUUCAUUGUAGUCUUCAGCAGAAAUGUAACACCCAGAAUCGAGAUAUGAUAAAACAUGUCGAGCCAAUCUAUUAUGCCAGAAAUUUGAUCGCGAACUAUCGCUUUCUCGAAGAAAUCUUCUUCCCUUACCGUGCUUAG
Sclerotinia sclerotiorum 1980 UF-70 is the source of this 237-nucleotide messenger RNA. RefSeq lists its product with no specific name. NCBI's taxonomy places the organism in Eukaryota, Fungi, Ascomycota, Leotiomycetes, Helotiales, Sclerotiniaceae. The record is from RefSeq and is a predicted model, not a curated record. The transcript has a single exon. The coding region runs from base 1 to 237 and encodes 78 amino acids.